This is a messenger RNA of Ricinus communis (castor bean), 1679 nucleotides long. RefSeq names its product FK506-binding protein 59. The record is from RefSeq and is a predicted model, not a curated record. Gene Ontology annotation, molecular function: protein binding. The transcript is spliced from 3 exons. The coding region runs from base 253 to 1134 and encodes 293 amino acids. Lineage: Eukaryota; Viridiplantae; Streptophyta; Magnoliopsida; Malpighiales; Euphorbiaceae.
CGUGUCUUAUGCAUCAUUAAUCACAAUGCUAUAAUUGCUCAUCCACUUUCCCCUCCUUUCCUUCUCUGUCCCAAAACCUUUCUGUCUCGCUCAUUUCCUUUCUUUUCUUUUCUUUUUUUCUUUCAAGUUCUAAAUCCUGUUUCAUUAGCUGUAAGAAUUACGGUAUCACCCUAGUAUACAUAUAGAUUUUUUUUGGAAAUCUUCUGGCUUUCUAUUCUGGACGGUGGAAGUUAGCCUUUUUAAUCUUUGGUCAUGGUGUCUGCACCAUCAAACAAGAUCGAGAUGGCUCACCAGAUUUACAGAGACGGAAAGUACGAGGCAGCUCUUGGGUUUUACACAGAAGCCCUUUCCAUGGCCAAAACUAAGGCCCAGACGAUCGCUUUGCAUAGUAACAGAGCUGCUUGUUAUUUGAAAUUGCACGAUUUCAAAAAGGCAGCUGAAGAAUGCACAUCGGUGCUUGAGCUUGAUCAUAAUCACGCUGGUGCACUAAUGCUGCGGGCUCAGACACUUGUCACUCUCAAGGAUUACCAUUCCGCACUUUUUGAUGUCAAUAGGCUUAUGGGGUUAAAUCCUUCAUCAGAAGUUUAUCGUAAUCUUGAAACUCGCUUGAGGACACAAUUGGCACUGGCUCCAAUACCCGAAUCUGAAGCUGAGUUGGAAGAAGAGGAAGAAAAAGAUGAAAUAGAACCAUGUGGACUUGAGGAAGAACAUGGGGAUGGAAAAGCAGAUGCACCUAUGAUAGGGACUGAUAAGAAAACUGAACCUUCUAGGACUACUGAUGCUGAAGUCAUUGUGCCUAAAAUAUCAAACGUGAGUAGAGAGCACAGAUUUGAGACUAGAAAGACAAUUGCUGCUGAAGCUAUUGCCCAAGCACAACGGAAAGUUGAGCCUAGAAAGACUCUAGCAGCUGAAGUUAUUGCUCAAGCACAGAGGAAGAAGGAAUCAUCUGAUCAACAUUCAAAAGGAUGGCAAUCAAUUCCAAAACCCAAGGGGCACUCGGCUUUGGAUUAUGCUCGUUGGGACAGAGUUGAGGAUGAUUCAAGUGAGGAUGAUGACGACGACGAUGACGAAGAACAGUCUCAGCCUCAGUAUCGAUUCCGUGUAAGAACUGUUGGUGUGCGACCUGUGAAGUGAAAUUAAAGAUUACGAACAUAAAGAACAGCACUUAUUCGUAGGAUUCUGCAAUGAGAGAUAUGAAAGAGGGAGUGAGACUCAAUGGGCUGGAAGCUAAUCGCCAAUUGUGUCUUAACAUGGAUGUCAAAGCACUGGAUAGUACCAGUAAUUUCGGGCUGGCGAGAGAGACCAAUGAGGUCAUGGAGGUGGAGGUGGAGGGUUUUGGUGAGGGCACUUGUGGUGUUGGAUUGGGCAUAAGAGACUUUAAACUAACAAAUGCCCUCAAGUACCUCUCCUACUAACUUCAGUUUGAUUACUUUGGGCAAAUUCUGUCUUCUUGGUACUAAUAUUGAGAUGCAACAAUCUUUAAUCUCUUUUAUUGCCCUUGCUUUCCAAGAGAUUUUCCUUGAGGAGGUAUCAGAGCAAAAAGUCAUAGCUGAGAUCCUGCAAAAUUCAUGGCUACAUGAUCAGUGUGAUUCAUGUAUAUUUGGUUUCUUGUAUAAUAAAAGAUUGUUGUAUUGUGGUUGUGGUUGUAAUUAUAUAAUAUAGUAUUUUGUUUUAGAUAA